Aspergillus sclerotioniger CBS 115572 is the source of this 2958-nucleotide messenger RNA. Its product is annotated as myo-inositol transporter. The transcript has 7 exons. The record is from RefSeq and is a predicted model, not a curated record. NCBI's taxonomy places the organism in Eukaryota, Fungi, Ascomycota, Eurotiomycetes, Eurotiales, Aspergillaceae. Gene Ontology annotation, cellular component: membrane. Gene Ontology annotation, biological process: transmembrane transport. Gene Ontology annotation, molecular function: myo-inositol:proton symporter activity. The coding region runs from base 1 to 2958 and encodes 985 amino acids.
AUGGAUCCUGCAGACGACUACUUGCCCAAGACGCCGUCCGUUGACGAUCUAAAGCCCAACUCAUUCCACGAUGAGAAUUUUGUUGCCGUGGAGGGCUUGGACGAUUCGAUCGAAACGACGAACCCAGGCAAGGCAGUAUGGCUGAUUGCGUGCACGGUAUCCAUGGGCGGGUUUCUCUUCGGAUACGACACAGGCGUGAUCUCUGCCGUCCUUGUCAGCCUUGGGACUGACCUCGGCCAGGCCCUUUCCUCGAAUAAUCAGGAACUGAUCACUUCUAUCACGUCCGGGGGCGCCUUAAUCGGCGCCGUCCUGGCUGGCAUGACAUCGGAUAAAUAUGGGCGAAAGCUGGCCAUCUAUAUCGGCUGUGCGGUCUUCUUUGUGGGAACCGCCCUGCAAGCCACGGCCUUUUCACUGGCCCAGAUGGUUGUUGGGCGCAUGGUUGUUGGGUUUGGAGUGGGUGAGGCCUCAAUGAUUGUUCCUCUCUAUAUUGGCGAGAUGGCACCUGCUCGAUUCCGUGGCCGGUUAAUCGUGUUUGAUAACAUCUGUGUUACUUUUGGCCAGCUCAUUGCAUAUGCCCUCGGGGCCGCCUUCACUGAUGUGCACCAAGGCUGGCGGUACACCAUUGCUAUCGGUGCAAUUCCUGCCAUAGCGCUGGCUGCCACGAUGCCCUUGUGCCCCGAGACACCCCGUCAGCUAAUUGCCCGUAGCCAUGAUGAUGAAGCCAAAAAGGUACUCCGAAAGAUCUUCCCGCAGGCCACGGAUCAGCAGGUGAUUGCAAAAGUCCGAGUGAUUCGACAUUCUAUUGAAGAGACCACUGCCUCCAUGUCGGACAACAGCCUCUGGUGGCAGGCCAAACAGCUCUUCACCGUGGGGGCCAACCUGCGAGCCCUGGUCACGGCCUGCUCCAUUAUGGCUGUAUCCCAGCUAGGGGGGUUCAACACGCUCAUGUACUAUUCCGCUACACUGUUCUCCCUGGUUGGCUUUAACCAGGCCACAGCCGUUUCGAUCGUUGUGGGAGCGACUAACUUUGUCUUUGGAUUCCCCAAUUUCGCCUUUAUUGACCGCUUUGGAAGAAGAUCAAUGCUUCUGGUCACCGUGCUGGGAAUGUCUCUCUCAUUGGUCGUCGUUGCGAUCACCUUCCAUUGGAUCCCCGUCGAGUCGGAUUUGAGCGAUACUGGACCGCGUGAGAUGACCUGGGCUAGCAUCCUCCUGCUUAUCGCGCUUAUCGUCUACAUCGCCUUCUACUCUGCCGGCGUGGCCCCAAUCUCAUGGGUAGGCACCGAGUUUCUCCCCCUAGAGGUGCGCGCACUCGGCACGAUGGUGAAUACCGUGACCUGCUGGGGCUGUAAUAUCAUCAUCUCUUCAACAUUUCUGUCCAUGAUGAAGGCCAUGACCCCCAGCGGGGCGUUCGGGUUUUAUGCGGGUAUCUGCUUUCUCGGGUGGAUCUUCGUCAUCUUCUGCUAUGCGGAGGUCCACAAUAUGCCUCUGGAGUCGGUGCGGGAGAUUUACACGCACGGCUUCGGGCAUAUUCUGGGCACUAGGAAGAUGGUCCCAAGUGAACGGACCGGUGAAUGGAUAGUCCGCGUGAAUAGGUUCUUGUCCCAGUCGCUGGCCCAGAGCCGAUAUCAAUACACCACCACCCAACUUCAUUUCUUGACCCCACCUCCCUAUUCCAAUUUCUAUUCUCCUCCACAGCACCUCACAGGAGCAGGAUCGGGCGUACAGAUUGGCAGCGGUCCUAACUUAAGUCGUGGCAACUGGGAAUUAGGGGGAAAAAAAAAGACUAUCCACGCAAUAACAAUGAUACUCUCAACGUUCGACAAAGAGCUUCAAGUGGCCUGUCUCGCCGUGCAGCGAGCCAGCAUUGUCACCAAGACCGUGCUGACUGAGGUAGACAAAGGAUCCACAGAGAAGGCGGAUGCUUCUCCAGUGACAAUAGCCGACUUCGCGUCACAGGCGAUCCUCAUCAGUGCGAUUCGCCACAACUUCCCUGCCGACAAAUUCGUCGGAGAGGAAUCGGCAUCAGCCCUGCGGAGUGAUCCCGUCCUGGCCGACCGGGUGUGGCAGCUGGUAGCCACGACUAAGUUACAUGAUACCGAGAGUGAAGAGCUCGUCGCGGCCCCCUCAUCGCUGGAAGAGAUGCUGAGCAUCAUUGAUAUAGGCGGCGACGGCAAAGGGGCCAGUCAUGGACGCACGUGGUUCUUGGACCCCAUUGACGGGACGGCAUCGUUCAUUCGUGGGCGUCAGUACGGCGUCUCUGUGGCACUGGUCGAGGGUGGCGAGCAGAAGGUCGGCGUGGUCGGGUAUCCCAAUUUUCAUUUCCAAAGCCCCGUGGUUCACGAAGACAUUGUCGAUCAGGAUGGGUACGGCAUCAUGUUAUCGGCUGUCAGGGGGUUGGGUGCUUAUAAGCGGCCGAUGAGCAAGGAGCGUCUGCAGCCGGCCGUCAGGGUGUGCAACGUCCUGGCGCGGACUAAUGUCGGCCAGCCGGAUCUGGUGUUUGCAGAGAGCAUGGAAAGCCCCUACAUCAACCAGCGGCUACACGACAUCGUCCGCAAGAGACUGGACGUCACCAAACCAAUCACCGACUUGUGGUCCAUGCAGGCCAAGUAUGCGGCCCUCGUGGUCGGCGGGUGCAACGUGAUGGUUCGUAUCCCCCGAAACCCCGAAUAUCGCGCCUAUGCCUGGGACCACGCCGGGGGAAUGUUGAUCUAUGAGGAAUCCGGUGGCAUGGUCACAGACCUGAAUGGUCUGCCUUUCAACUAUGGACGAGGCAGGCAACUGGCGGAUAACAUGGGCCUGGUGGCCACAUUCCCGGAGAUGCACUCGCGCGUGCUGGAACUUGUGCGCGGGGUCAGUGUGGAGGGAGGAGGGAGGAGGGGAGGGGGGAAAAGGGGGAAGAGAAGUCGAGGUGGAGGAAAGAAAGAAAGCAGGCAGGCAGGCAGGCAGGCAGGCACAUGA